AUGGCGAAGUACACCGUCACCGGCAACGUCAUCCGAUCGUUCGGCCGCUCUGCCAAGGCCACCCUGUUGGGCUCGGCGAAAACGACUGACUCUGUGAGGAAGAGGCUCGAGGACUUCAAGGCUGGCGACAAGUGGAGCAAGAACUUCGUGAAGCGCAACGACCUCCACAGCCACAAACUUCAUGGGACGGCCGGCAGCGUCGACCACGACCGCAUCAAAGAGGGCAUGGAGGAGGUCCGCGCUGCUUGCGAGAAGUACCCGGCGAGGAACAUCUUCAACGUCGACGAGACCGGCAUCCAGUGGAAGCUCAUUGCCAGGAGGACGUAUCUCGCCGCGUUCGAGGAUCGGAAGACCACUAGAGGGAGCAAGAACAUGGAGUUCAAGGAUCGCAUAUCUGCGAUCAUGUGCGCGAAUGCCACUGGCACUGCGAAAGUGUCACUGGCGAUCAUCGGCACGGCCAAGAACCCGCGCUGCUUCAGGCGCCGGAAAUGUCCUCUCAAGUACUUCGCGCAAAGCAACGCGUGGUCUGAUGGGCCGACCUUCAAGAAGUGGUGGCAGGAGGUUUUCUUACCCUUCAUUCGGCGCUGGACUCACGAGCCCGUGCUGCUGCUCAUGGAUGGCUGCUCGUCGCACGGUGAUUUGAUCGACCCUGUCGGGCAGGUGGAGGUGGUGAUGUACCCACCGAACUGCACCAGCGUACACCAGCCCAUGGACAUGGGGAUCAUCGCGGCCACCAAGGUGAUCUACAGGAGGGAGCUCCUCGACGCCAAGGUGUCAACCAUGCUCGUGGCUCAUGCACUGCGCGCCGAGGCCAAGAGCCGCAAGAUGGCGCGCGGGACCGCGGGCUUGGCGGAGGGAAACCACCCCCACGUGCUGGACGCGGCAGACCUUCUCAAGACCGCCCGGGGCCGCAUCACCCCCACGACCAUCGCCAGGUGCUUCGUGAAGGCCAAGACGCUCCCCGAAGAUAUGGAGGCUGAGCUCACGGCUGCGCACGGGAAGCACAGGCCGAGUGGCUCCGCGGCCCCGGCGGGAGGGCCAGUGCUGGGGCGUGCAGACAAGGAGUCUGUGGAUCUUCUCGCAAAGACCCUCACCAGCAUGAGCUCACGGGUGCAUGAAGCACAGGAGAAGUCCUACGGUGUUGACACGGAGUUGACAGAAAUGCUGGCGGCCCUGGGCAUCACUGCGGGAGAGCCCGCCGAUGCUGCCGCUGUGCGAGCGGCUGAAGUGUGGGCGACGGUGGAGGACCAGCCGGAUGUUGUGGAAGCCAUGCAGCAGGACGCCGUGGACGAGAUGACGGAGCUACUUGAUGGCACGGCUCCCGCGGAGGAGAGCUCGGACGACGAAGCGAGCAAGGAACCCUCAAGUCAUACGGCACCUCCGCCGUAUGCGGCACUUUCGUCGCACUUCGGGGCUCUGGAGACGGCAGCGGAGGGGAGCGGCAACCGUGACGCCGCUUUCCAUCUACAGAAGGCCAAAAUGGCAAUGA
Molecule: messenger RNA, 1489 nt
Organism: Ectocarpus sp. CCAP 1310/34
Lineage: Eukaryota; Phaeophyceae; Ectocarpales; Ectocarpaceae
Source: the annotation of a GenBank genome assembly